This is a messenger RNA of Camellia sinensis, 1539 nucleotides long. RefSeq names its product alpha/beta-Hydrolases superfamily protein. Gene Ontology annotation, cellular component: chloroplast. The record is from RefSeq and is a predicted model, not a curated record. Lineage: Eukaryota; Viridiplantae; Streptophyta; Magnoliopsida; Ericales; Theaceae.
CAGCAGUGUAAAGCGCACACUAGCCACACACAAAAGCGUAAGCUUCAAGUCCGCCAAAAAUCACCUCCUGUUCAUCAUCAAUCCUCGUACGUCCUGCUAAUUUUUUUGUUGUUCACUUCCCCAACCUAAUCUAGGGUUUCAGAGAGAGAGCUGUUUUUUGCGAUCCGAUGUUGCCUUCGUGUACCACUGUAAUUCAUACAGCAAGAACAGAGCUAUUCACUACUCUCGGAAACAGAUUUAUUGCUCCUGUGAAAACUCAUCAUCAUCAUCAUAGAAGCACAUGCAAAUUGAAUAGGAGGGGCUUUGCAUUCACAGGAAUUGUCGCUGCUGGAACUUCAGUCAUGCCCUCUUCUUUGGUUGCUGAACCUGCUCAAGGUUUGGAGAAAUUACCGUUCAGGCCAGAGGGUUAUGAUUUUUGGACAUGGAGAGGUCACAAAAUACAUUAUGUACAACAAGGAGAAGGGAUUCCAAUCCUUCUUAUUCAUGGAUUUGGUGCUUCUGCAUUUCAUUGGAGGUACAACAUACCAGAAUUGGCUAAAAAAUACAAGGUUUAUGCUAUAGACUUGCUAGGCUUUGGUUGGAGUGAGAAAGCAAUUAUUGAGUAUGAUGCCUUGGUGUGGAGAGAUCAAGUCGUGGAUUUCUUAAAGGAGAUUGUGAAAGAACCAGCAAUUUUAGUUGGAAACAGCCUUGGAGGAUUUACAGCUUUGGUGACAGCAGCAGGGUUGCCUGAGCAAGUUGCUGGAGUUGCAUUAUUAAACUCUGCAGGACAAUUUGGAAAUCCAAAUGCGGAAACCAAUGAAUCUGAAGAAAGUGUCGCACAGAAGUUUAUUCUAAAGCCAUUGAAGACAAUUUUUCAGCGUGUAGUUCUUGGAUUUUUGUUCUGGCAAGCCAAGCAACCUGCCCGCAUUGAAUCCGUCCUGAAGAGCGUAUAUGUUAAUUCCUCCAAUGUGGACGACUAUCUUGUGGAAUCAAUAACCAGGCCAGCUGAAGACCCCAAUGCCGGAGAAGUUUAUUACAGAUUAAUGACACGAUUCAUGUUGAAUCAGAGCAAAUACACACUUGACAGUGUCUUGAGCAAACUCACUUGCCCACUGUUGCUGCUUUGGGGUGACUUAGAUCCGUGGGUGGGUCCAGCCAAGGCCAUUCGGAUCAAAGAGUUCUAUCCAAACACAACAAUUGUUAACCUACAGGCCGGGCAUUGCCCACACGAUGAAGUUCCAGAGCUUGCCAAUAAGGCUUUACUAGAUUGGUUGUCUACUUUGCCCUCUGCAUCCACUCCCCAGACACAGACAGUGUGAACUUGUCCCGACUCCAUAGAGCCUUACUGCACCCGAGAUCUGCAUUGAGCUUAUUUAAUUAAUCAUAGAACUUCAUUAGUAGGGAAACUCUCCUAUUCUUUUGAGUGAAUAGGUAUACAGUAACAGUGGAAGUUUCAUUCAAUACAAUAGAGAUUUUUGUAAACUUUUUUAUUUAUUGCAUUUGAAAACUUUUCACUCUCUUGGCUUGGCAAUUUAAGGUAAUACACCUUCACUAGAAGAA